This is a messenger RNA of Lineus longissimus, 1111 nucleotides long. RefSeq lists its product as uncharacterized. The transcript has 5 exons. The coding region runs from base 116 to 871 and encodes 251 amino acids. Gene Ontology annotation, biological process: centrosome cycle; spindle assembly; microtubule nucleation. Gene Ontology annotation, cellular component: HAUS complex; mitotic spindle microtubule; centrosome. The record is from RefSeq and is a predicted model, not a curated record. NCBI's taxonomy places the organism in Eukaryota, Metazoa, Nemertea, Pilidiophora, Heteronemertea, Lineidae.
UAUCAAAUGUGUUAGAUUCCGUUACAAACAUCUGCAAAUAUCUGGAUUUUAUUGACAGACGUGUGAGCUUUUGCUGCAUAUUGAUUCCAGCCUCGUCCCAAGGAAAAUUACUCAAAUGAUUUCGUGCCUGCUUUCACACGUACCAAUUUGGCAGAAUUUUCAAAACAAAACUUCCAUCAAAACACACUUUUCCUGUAUAAUCCAAACAGCGAGUAAUAUGAGCUACGGCUCAAAUAUGCAGCAGAAUCCAUGGGAUUCAGACAUACCUACAUUGGGUAAAAUCAAUGAUGUUUUGGCCCUUGCUGAACGAAAAGGUUAUGGAAAUUUGCUGCGAGAACGAGCAGAGGAAGAGCUCAAAGAAUAUAUCUUGGAGAACUCUCCAUCCAUUAUGCUGAUGAGUCUGCUCAAGGGGCUGACAAGGAAGAAGAAGGAACUAGACAGGGUAAAACUUCAAAUUGACUGCAGAAUGAGAGACAAGGAAACAGCUGAUAUCACUCAUGUUGACCAACAAGAGAAACAUGCAGAGAUGAUAGGAGAGAUGAACACACAUGUGCAGGCCAUAAUGAACACUAAAGACCUGCUUAUCAACCGACUGCAACGACCAUAUGUUGGGAAGUACAUCAAAAUGGAGGCGGCUUAUCACCGAUAUGCUGGUGAACUCUUCAAGUUGGCCACACCCAUUCUGGCAGACCUAGCCAUGCAUCUUGAUGACAUCAAGUGGUCCAAAAAUCUCAAUGUCGAUGACGGGGCGGUUGAGACCAUCCUCGGAGAAAUAUCGAGUGCACUUGCUGAAGUUACAACAAAUUUUCAAUCUAUGCUGCGAGUUAGAGACUCCAUGAAAACUCUUCAUGACAGGACUAUUACUGACUGAGCUUGUGUAAAAAGUUCUGUAAGCGAAUUGUAAAGAGUAAGGGUGUCUUAGUAUCCAUAUGACUUCCAGUGUGCAAACUUGAUUUUGAAAAAAGGGGAAAUAAAGUGUGAUUUGCUGAACAUAUUUGGAAUAUGUCAAUAGGAAAUAGGGUAUUCUGUCUAUCAUACAAGUCUCCUUCUGAAAUAGGAGAUAAUUUGCACAAUUGAUAAGAAAUACAACUGCCAGUUAUUUUGAAUAAUA